GCUAUUCACAGACUGACUUUACUGCGAAUAGACACUUUUCUUUGACUCUUUUCCUGUUGUUGGUUGGGGUUGGAAAUUUUGUAUCGCGGGGGAAAUCUAGAUAUAUCUAUAUAUCAUUGAAACCAUAAAUAGCCAGUCGAAGGAUGUCUCUGGAACAAACUGCUUGCGAAGAUCUGAAGGCAUUUGAAAGGCGAUUGACGGAAGUCAUAUCAUGUCUCCAGCCAUCGACUACUCGCUGGAGAAUUUUAUUGGCAGUUGUUUCAAUAUGCACUGCUGUUGGAGCAUGGCACUGGCUGACAGAUCCAAAUACUUCUGAGGUUUCAUUCACUCAGUCGUUGCUGAACCACCCAUUCUUCACAAUCUCCAGUGUGAUACUAGUAAUCCUUUUCAUAAUUGGGGCUCACAAGCAAGUAAUUUGUCCCCGUAUCAUCACAUCUAGAGCUCGAGAAGUCCUUGUUGACUAUGGAAUGUCAUGUGAUGAUGCAGGAAAGCUUAUUUUGAGACAUCAUCCUAUUACACUGAAGAGGGGUACAGGCCAUCCCAAGCAAGAAAAUAAGAAACAGAAGAAUAUAUGAAAGCAUUUGUUUGAUAUUAUACCAUGAUUGUAAUUAUGUAGUGUCAGUAUUAUUUAAGUCCUGAACUGUGAUACUUAAGUUAUUUCUUGAUCAUUUAUUGCCAAGUGAAAAUUCUGCAUCUUAACUUUGCAGCAAUUUAUGUAAUAUUAGUUGACUGACACACUGAUGUGUAGCUCUUCAACAAUGACAGAGGUAUCUUGAAAUACAACUAAAUAAAAUGUGUAUCUCUUCAUGUGA
Messenger RNA from Thrips palmi, 812 nucleotides. It is a transcript of the gene Cnep1r2, whose product is annotated as nuclear envelope phosphatase-regulatory subunit 1. Lineage: Eukaryota; Metazoa; Arthropoda; Insecta; Thysanoptera; Thripidae. The record is from RefSeq and is a predicted model, not a curated record. The coding region runs from base 144 to 575 and encodes 143 amino acids. The transcript is spliced from 4 exons. Gene Ontology annotation, cellular component: Nem1-Spo7 phosphatase complex; cytoplasm.